AUGCCGAUCGGCCGGUGCCGCGCGGAGAUGCUGGAGCACGUGCGCCGGACCCACCGGCACCUGUUGGCCGAGGUGACCCAGCAGGUGGAGCGUGAGCUGAAGGGGCUGCACCGGUCGGUGGGCAAGCUGGAGAGCAACCUGGACGACUACGUGCCCAGCGGCGACUCGCAGCGCUGGAAGAGGUCCAUCAAGGCCUGCCUGUGCCGCUGCCAGGAGACGGUCGCCAACCUGGAGCGCUGGGUCAAGCGCGAGGUGCACGUGUGGCGGGAGGUCUUCUACCGGCUGGAGCGCUGGGCCGACCGCCUGGAGGCCAUGGGCGCCAAGUACCCCGUGGGCAGCGAGCCGGCCCGCCGCACCGUCUCCGUGGGCGUCGGGGGUCCAGAGAACCAGUGCCAAGAGGCUGACCCCUACGACUACAACGUCAGCCCCUACGCCAUCACCCCGCCGCCGGCCGGCGAGCUGCCGGGCCAGGAGCCCCUCGACGCCCAGCAGUACCCGCCCUGGGGCCCCGGCGAGGACGGGCAGCCCAGCCCCGGCGUGGACACGCAGAUCUUCGAGGACCCGCGUGAGUUCCUGAGUCACCUGGAGGAGUACCUGCGGCAGGUGGGCGGCACGGAGGAGUACUGGCUCUCCCAGAUCCAGAACCACAUGAACGGGGCGGCCACGAAGUGGUGGGAGUUCAAGCAGGGCUCGGUCCGGAACUGGGCGGAGUUCAAGAAGGAGUUUCUGCAGUACAGCGAGGGCACCCUGUCCCGCGAGGCCAUGCAGCGGGAGCUGGACCUGCCGCAGAAGCAGGGCGAGCCCCUUGACCAGUUCCUCUGGCGCAAGCGGGACCUCUACCAGACCCUGUACGUGGACGCAGAAGAGGAGGAGGUCAUCCAGUACGUGGUGGGCACCCUGCAGCCCAAGUUCAAGCGCUUCCUGCGACACCCGCUGCCCAAGACCCUGGAGCAGCUCAUCCAGAAGGGCCUGGCGGUGCAGGACGGGCUGGAGCAGGGCGCAGAGCCCACUGGGCAGCCGCUGCCCGCCGAGGACCCUGCUGAGGCGCUGACGCCUGCCCUCACCAAUGAGUCCGUGGCCAGCGACCGGACUCAGGUGGAGUAAGGAGUGCUGGGCUGGCCCACCUGCCACCUGCAGGGCAGCUGUCCAGGGACUUGCGAGCUGGGCCCUGCCCCUAUGGGGAAUCCUCCCCAGGUGCCCCCUGGACUUUGGACUGGCAUUCAUACCGCCCAGCAUGGGCACCCCCUUGAGAACAGCACAACACCUCAGGCCAGGGCCCCUGCCCUGAUCACACACACACACACACACACACACACACACACACACCUCCCUGUCUUCCUGGUCCCCCCUCCCACACUCUCAGGCCCGUCUGAAGCUCUACUCAGCACCUGCUUCCGGUGCACAAGGGAAGCCCUGCUGCCUUCAGUGCCAGGGCCUCAGGGCCAGGUGUGGGCAGAGCUCACAGGAGACCCAGUGCCCAAGGGAACUUCAGCUUCCAGUGAUGCCCUCCACUCAGAGCCACCGCUCCAGGCAGCCAGCCUCACUCCCCGGGGCCAUCGGGCCAUCCAGGCUCCUUCCCCCUCGGGAUGAAGUAGAGAAGGUGGCAGCAGACAGCGUCCUGGCAUCUCAGUGGUGACUCACGUGCCCAGAGAAAGGCCUCUGUGACUCAUGGUAGCAGCCGAGGGUCCCCAGGACCUGGGCUCCCACAUGCAGCUGAGGAACUCGGAGGAGAGUGAUGACAGGUCUAAUAAGGCGCCGAGAAGCUGGGCUCUGUGCCUGGACAGCCCUGCCCUCCUCCCUGGCUGCCCCACAGGAGAAGUCCUGAAACAGGACAGGAGAGGUGGCCCCACAUCCACCCAGCCCCAGAGCUGGGCAUGAAGGUGGCUCAGCUUGAAGGCCAGGGCCCGCCUGGCCCCCGCCUCGCUGGUCACCGCCGGGCCACUCUGAGCGCCUCAGCUGGAGCGGGGUUCAUCCCAGAGCCCCUGCUCGCUGCGCUCUGUCCUCCUGCACCCCGAGUCGAGUCCUGAGGCUGGGGCCCAGCCCUGCCCCAUGGCCCCAAGCCCAGCCCAGAGAUUCCAGAAGCCUUGCUCUUGGGGCCGAGGUUGGCUCUCCUGCAGCUGCCCAGGCUGGGCCCAGAGCCGAGCUCCUCAUGUCUGCAGCCCGGGCGGGCACUGUUGGGGUCCCCUUCCGCCUCUCCACUGGGCGUCUCCAGAUUCUGGGGACCACUCUGAUGACAGCUCUGACAGACCACCAUGUGCCCCUGCCAGCCACCCCAGAGUUUAUUUUUGCAACUAAGCCAUCACCCACAUGCAGGCUGGCAUGGCCACAGGGAGGCCCAAGAGUGUGGCCACUGUUCCCCCUACUCGUGUACACACACACACACACACACACACACACACACACACACACACACACCAGGCUUCCACUGCAGUCCUGGCGGUGCCCACCCACCGCCUUCCCCAGACAGAUUUUUUUUAUAACCUUUGUUAAUAAAACAUGGAAACUGGA
Messenger RNA from Echinops telfairi (small Madagascar hedgehog), 2508 nucleotides. RefSeq names its product activity regulated cytoskeleton associated protein (gene ARC). Gene Ontology annotation, biological process: positive regulation of AMPA receptor activity; modulation of chemical synaptic transmission. Lineage: Eukaryota; Metazoa; Chordata; Mammalia; Afrosoricida; Tenrecidae. Bases 1 to 1104 code for a protein of 367 amino acids. Gene Ontology annotation, molecular function: mRNA binding. The record is from RefSeq and is a predicted model, not a curated record. The transcript has 4 exons.